AUGGAGGUGCAGGAGAUCAAAAAUCGGGUGAGUCCCCUUCGGAUGGUUCUUUUUUAUGCAUCCGUUUCUUCUAGAUGAAAGCGUAUCGUUUCGUGGCCUACUCGGCCGUCGCGUUCUCAGUUGUCGCCGUCAUUUCGGUGAGCUAACCUCCAGGGACCAUCCACCAAAAUGAUCCCUCUUUUAGGUGUGUGUCACUCUUCCGAUGGUCUACAACUACGUUCACCACGUCAAGAGAACCAUGCAGAAUGAGAUUGUCUAUUGCAGAGUGAGUCCACUCACUCUAUCGCUAGCCCCUCAUUGUCUCCAUUUCAGGGCUCUGCAAAGGACAUCUGGUCGGAAGUGAGAUCCCUAAAGACUGCUCUCGAGCCAAUCCACAACAGGACGGCUCGUCAGGCGUACGCCGAUGCGGCUGUUCACGGAGGAGGCGCCGGCGGCGGAAACUGCGAAGCUUGCUGUCUUCCAGGCCCAGCCGGACCUGCUGGACAGCCCGGAAACCCUGGAAAGCCAGGAAAACCGGGAGCGCCGGGACUGCCUGGAAACCCGGGAAAACCACCAGUUCAGCCGUGUGAACCGAUUACUCCACCACCAUGCAAACCAUGCCCAGAAGGUCCGGCCGGACCUCCAGGACCUCCAGGACCACCGGGAGAUGCUGGAACUAACGGAGCACCAGGAGCACCUGGGCGAGAGGCUCCACCAGGAGAGCCAGGACCGAAGGGGCCACCAGGACCACCGGGAGCUCCAGGAGCACCAGGAGAACCAGGAAGACCAGGAGACGAUGCUCCAAGCGAGCCCCUCAUCCCAGGAGAGCCAGGACCAUCCGGACCGCCAGGGCCCCCAGGACCACCGGGACCAGAUGGGCAGCCAGGAAACCCUGGAGGACCAGGAACACCUGGACCGAAGGGACCGCCAGGAAACCCAGGAACUCCUGGAGCCGAUGGAAAACCAGGAGCCCCAGGACCCGCUGGACCAGCCGGAGCCAAGGGAGAGAAGGGAAUCUGUCCGAAGUACUGCGCCAUCGACGGGGGAGUCUUCUUCGAGGACGGAACUCGCCGAUAA
Messenger RNA from Caenorhabditis sp. 36 PRJEB53466, 1056 nucleotides. The record is from the annotation of a GenBank genome assembly. NCBI's taxonomy places the organism in Eukaryota, Metazoa, Nematoda, Chromadorea, Rhabditida, Rhabditidae.